UCCGCCGACGCGGUUGCCAAGGCAACUGGGAGGUGCCGGCGCGAGCGGGAAGGAGGCGGCAGUCGAAUUUUUGCGUGCGGGCUGGCGAGACUUGAGGAGUGGCCCUUCCUGAGCUUUCAGCCCAGCGGAGCGCGGCCUCCGCUGCAUUCGGUACCCCUGCCCCCGCGGGGCCAUGGGCCGGAUCUCGGGGCUUGUGCCCUCUCGCUUCCUGACGCUCCUGGCGCAUCUGGUGGUCGUCAUCACCUUGUUCUGGUCCCGGGACAGCAACAUCCAGGCCUGCCUGCCUCUCACGUUCACCCCGGAGGAGUACGAGAAGCAGGACAUUCAGCUGGUGGUAGCGCUCUCAGUCACCCUUGGCCUCUUUGCAGUGGAGCUGGCGGGUUUCUUCUCGGGAGUUUCCAUGUUCAACAGCACCCAGAGCCUCAUCUCCAUUGGGGCUCACUGUAGUGCGUCCGUGGCCCUGUCCUUUUUCAUAUUCGAGCGUUGGGAGUGCACCACAUACUGGUACAUUUUUGUCUUCUGCAGUGCCCUCCCCGCUAUCACCGAAAUAGCAUUGUUCAUCAGCGUCUUUGGGCUGAAAAAGAAACCUUUCUGAUACGUUCAUGCCAGGAGCAUAGGAUUGAAGGUUGGAGGAGCAAGGGACAACUCACCAUUCCUGGAAGAAGAAAGGACAUCUUCAGCCCUCCACAGUAACACUGCAUUUGGUGGAGGAUGUCAUUUUUCUUGUUAGGGUAAUUAUCACUCGAGUCUGGGAUGAUCAGCGUUUUCUUCAGUGCUUUGUAAUAAAAUAUAUUUUAGAGUAAGAUCAAGACUUAAAAAAACGUUUAGGGGAGGAUUGGGGUAGCCAAACUACUAAGGAAACGCAGGACUAUUUUGCAGCCUUGCACUGUCAGCUCCUAGUUUCGCUUUUAUUUUGGUUAUUACGGUAGCGAAUAGCGGAAGGAAGUAGGCGGGGAUAUGUAAAUAACAAGUGCUCUCUGCUGUUAGGGUGCCAAGCUCCUGAGUGGAGCAUUCUGGGAGGGAUUCGUUUAUUAUUAUUAUUAUCAGGUUUUUUGCAGCCAAAUGUCGGGGGUGGGGGGAAUGUCUUUAGUAACUGCAAAUACAUCUAGCAGUAGAAAUGGGAGAGCCUAGAUAAUUUCAGGUUGCUUGGGUCCGCGCGUUAUUUACUCACCCUAAACGAAAGCGGCCUCCUUUGCCCUGAGUAAGGAAUGCGCAGAAAAGUUAUUUUAUCGUCAGGUAGGAUAAUCCUUACCUGUUCCUCCUUUGGGAGGGCAGAUCGGAAUAUGAUGAUUGGAGUUCGCAUGAUACGUGAUUAGCGUCUCUGCGUGGCCGGGACUUGCAACACCCUGGUCGCUCCUUUCUGAUUCUGCCUGGCGAUCGCGACUUUUA
Messenger RNA from Mustela erminea (ermine), 1389 nucleotides. RefSeq names its product transmembrane protein 107 (gene TMEM107). Bases 173 to 595 code for a protein of 140 amino acids. Gene Ontology annotation, biological process: non-motile cilium assembly; protein localization to ciliary transition zone. The record is from RefSeq and is a predicted model, not a curated record. Gene Ontology annotation, cellular component: MKS complex. The transcript is spliced from 5 exons. NCBI's taxonomy places the organism in Eukaryota, Metazoa, Chordata, Mammalia, Carnivora, Mustelidae.